Acyrthosiphon pisum (pea aphid) is the source of this 5098-nucleotide messenger RNA. It is a transcript of the gene eys, whose product is annotated as eyes shut. The transcript has 22 exons. Gene Ontology annotation, biological process: Notch signaling pathway. Gene Ontology annotation, molecular function: calcium ion binding; Notch binding. The record is from RefSeq and is a predicted model, not a curated record. The coding region runs from base 264 to 5006 and encodes 1580 amino acids. NCBI's taxonomy places the organism in Eukaryota, Metazoa, Arthropoda, Insecta, Hemiptera, Aphididae.
GACAGUGUACCGAAAGCCGCGUCACGGGGUGGAUUUCUGACGUAUAUAGUGAAGGACGCACACAGACACCGAUCGGGUUCCGUGUAUCGCGUUCUCCGUGUCCUGUAACAUACGAGCAAAACCGCGGUGCUGUAUAUGAGCUGGCCGGCGAGUGCUCGCUGAGAACGGGCGAGAAAGGUGUCCACUGCCCACAAAUUUUGCAGUGCUCAGUGUAGGGAGUACGACUGAAUCUCACCACGGCUGAUCCUGUACGGAAAUGCUAAAUGCCACCGAACCAUUUGCCAGUCGUGUCGGUUGCCGUAUUUGCGUUCGCUGUGGCCGCGUCGUUGCUGUCAUCGGCGCCGAGUGCGGCACGGGCAGGUUUCGCUUGCUUGAGCAGCCCUUGCGCGCAUGGCGUGUGCGUUGACCAGCUCAACAGUACAUACACAUGUUAUUGCAUUGAUGGCUAUACGGGUAUCCGGUGUCAGACCAACUGGGACGAAUGCUGGUCUUCACCUUGUCUCAAUGGAGGACUGUGUAUCGAUGGUAUAGCUGAUUACAACUGUUCGUGUCCCGAAGGCUAUGCAGGACACGAUUGUGAACUCAACGUUAACGAAUGCCUAUCAAAUCCGUGCCAAAAUAACGGAACUUGUAUGGAUUUCACCAAUGGAUUCACGUGCCAAUGUCCUGCCGGCUACACUGGGACGAGUUGUGAAAUCGACUUGGCUGUGUGCAAUUCAACUGGAGAAAUACUAUGCAAAAACGGCGGCGAGUGCAUCGAAGGACCCGGUGUGUCAUUUUCGUGUAACUGCUCGCCAGGAUGGAAUGGGUGGACUUGCGAGGACGAAAUCGAUCAGUGUGACUCUCGUCCGUGCAAGAACGGCGGCGUGUGCAUCAACAGGCAGACAGCGUAUUCGUGUGCCUGUCUUUUUGGUUAUACGGGCCGCGACUGUGACGUGGCACUUCGUUUGUGCGAAGAACACGAGUGCCAAAAUCACGCGCUUUGCUUAAUCGAGGACCAGACGUCGGUUUGUUACUGUGUCCCGGACUACCACGGGAAGUUUUGCCAAUAUCAAUACGACGAGUGCCAACUAGGAAUAAGGUGUGACAACGGAGGGACAUGUGUGGACGGCGUGGACGGUUACACUUGCACGUGUCCGAAAGGCCUGACCGGCCAGUCAUGCGAGUGCGCGUUCCUAGACGACCACAUGGCUAACUGCACCGGAAUCGUGGUGCCGUAUUACACGACCAGCGGAGCCGAGGAAACAACCGCCGCCGCAGCCGUAACAAUCACCGCUCCGGCGUCCACCCAGGUGGACGGCGAAUAUCCACUGACGUUCGAGACCACGUUUGGAACAACGACGUCACCGUCAGACGGCACCGGUUACUUCAGUAUAUUCGUGACCGCGACCACACCUGCGGCCGACCGACGGCCAGCGGUCACAUCCACCGAACUGGCACCCGAGCUGCAGCCGUAUACCAUCUACACGGACGCGGACGCGGGCGACGACGACGCGUACGACACGACCGUGACACAGUUUGCUGACACGACCCGACCAGCGACGUCGCCCGACGGUAUCCCCGACCUGGACACCGUAACCGCUGACUAUGACGGUGCGACCAACAGUUACGAAUACGACGCGCCCACAAACACGGCCAACCGGAGAUCAACCACCACGGCCGCUGCGGCGGUGGCCAGUCGACCGGCCACCAGCGUCUUAACGGACGCAACGAGUGCCGCCGUGGAUAGAGCAAAGUCGAUGACCACCACCACCGCCACCGCACAAGUCUCCAGAUCGACGAUCAGUUAUCGACAAUCCGUCGCCACCGACCGAGACGCCAGUACGUCGUUCACCGCGUUCUACGACGAAAUGUCCACAGACUUCGAUUACAACUUCACUAGCUUCGCGGUACCAGUAACCGAUCGUGGUCCGAGUGCCGUGGAUCGGAGUUGUGCUAAUGUUUUGUGCUUGAACGGCGGGCAGUGCGAAAAAUCAAAAACUGGACACAAGUGCAAAUGUACGUUUGGAUGGAAAGGUGAAAUAUGCGGUGAGAAAAUCGAUAUCAAGGUGUCUGCGUUCACAGGACAAUCGUUCCUUAGCCAUAGACUCUCGAACCGUUCUGGUGCCGAGAUAUCAAUGGAAAUACGAACCCUGGCGCCAAAUGGAAUUUUAUUUUACGCACAAGUCACCACGCACAUGUACAUGUGUCUUUAUUUACAGGAUGGUUUGUUAAAGUUUCAAUUCUCGUGUGGAGUGCAAACGAUGUUGUUCAGCGAAACCAGAUACAGGGUGAAUACGGGUCAUCGCCUAUUACUGACAGCCGCAUUGGAGCACGCCAUGUCACAUUCCAUGUCCGACCACUGCAAGGCGUCACUUAGGGUCAACGAAACGCUGGCCAUGAGCGGAGAACAGGCGGCGGACACGGCACCGGAGAAGGUGAAAAAAGUGGCGCUGUUAUAUUUGGGAGGUCUUCCGGCCGGUCAAAAUGCCACGGCCGAACUUCCGGUCGCAGUAGGAAUCACUGGUUGCAUAUCACGCCUACAAAUUGACGAAGUCGUUCACAAUGUAUACCAAAACGCCACCGACGGGUAUGGCGUGAUCGAAUGCGCUUCGCUGACAUGCUUGUCCAGCCCCUGUCAGAGUUAUGCCACAUGCGUAGAGUUCGGAGACUCGUGGAACUGCCUUUGUCCUUCAGGGUUUGUCGGGAAGAAUUGCGAGCGGUCAGUGUGCGAAAACAACCCAUGCAAAUUUGGCGCCACGUGUGUAAUUUACCCCGGAAGUGGAUUCAUUUGUUUGUGCCCACUCGGAAAACAUGGAAUGUAUUGUGAGCAUGAUCUCGAGAUUGGAGAACCAUUUUUCCCAGGCAGCGUCAGUGGGCUCUCGUCGUUUGCCGCAUACUCCAUACCGGCCGAAAUCCAUCAAAGUUUCGAGCUAUCGAUGCAUUUCGUGCCAAAUUUUAUGGACCAAAUUGCUCUGAUGAUGUACAUAGGUCACGACUCGUCCACCGAUCACGUAGCUCUGAGUUUUAUCAAGGGAUACAUUGUACUGACGUGGAAUCUCGGGGCCGGUGCCAGAAGGAUUUUCACACCGAAACCGAUAAACUUUCAGCCGAAAAGGGCGCACAUCGUGAAAUUGGGCCGAGAUGGAAAAACCGCAUGGCUCAUGGUGGACAACUUCCCGAACGUUACCGGUCAAUCUAUCGGCCGCCUCUCUCAACUUAACACCAAACCCGUCCUAUACCUAGGCGGCCACGAGUCUCCUGGAAUGGCUGACUUGCCACACGACUUGCCUCUGCACACUGGAUUCGUUGGCUGCAUGAGUGAGGUGAAGCUGAAGGCUGGCCACGUGACUGUCCCAUUGAGCCUGUCGCGAGCAUAUUCCACAGUAAACACCGGCAGAUCCGUGUCCCAGUGUUCGACUAAUGAGUGCUAUCGAAACAACAUAUGUCAACACAAUGGUGCAUGCAUUCAACAUGGUUCUUCAUUGGCGUGCGUGUGCGACGAUGGGUGGUACGGUCCGGUGUGCUCGCACCGGUACAACGCUUGUGACGCAAACCGGCACAACUGUUCGGACGGGUCGACGUGCGUGCCGGUGGGUGCGGGAUACGAGUGCGACUGUCCGGCUGGCCGGGCCGGCAAACACUGUGGCCGGGAGGAGAGGCUGUCCGACGUCCGGUUCCUGGGCAAGCGGUCAUUCCUGUCCGUGUCCGCGGCUGCGGAUCUCAACAUGCAGCAGUUCAGUGUCGAGCUCGAGAUCAAACCGUCCGGCGAACACGGCAUCGUGUUUUUCGUCAGACACGACGCGGCACGUAAGAAGUUCAUGUGCCUGUCACUGUACGGCGGCGUGCUGGAAUUGAGGAUCUCCGUCCGAGUUGGCGAAACGCGACGUCAAGACGACGUGCUGGUGGUCCGCAGCGGCCGAGUGUUGACGCUGUCGGAAUGGCAUAGCGUAAGAGUGGGCCGGUAUCGCCGCAAGCUGUACCUGUGGGUCGACGGGAUGGUCAACUACGCCGUCCUGCAGCCGUCUGAGGGCAUUUCGAACUUUGACAAUCUCAUUUACUUCGGAGGUUUGCCAGAUCUGUCUCGCAUGCCACCCGGCUCCACGGCUGGACUUCCGGUUCCAUUUGCCGGAUGCAUACGCAGACUGUCGAUCGACUACGAGACGAUAACACUCAAUUAUUCGUCGAUCACCGCUGGUAGGAACAUUGCCGAUUGCGACGGGACACCGUGCGGCGGCGACUUGUGCCACCAUGGCGGAAGCUGUUGGUUGGACAUGGACAUGAAACCACACUGCCAUUGCCUUCAGGAGUUCACCGGAGACUCGUGUAACAAGAAAGCGCCUUGUACCGAAUUCAAGUGCCAGAACAAAGGCCACUGCGUAAGUGAAAGCGGCAAUACGUCGUUCGUGUGCAAAUGCCCUCCAGGCUGGGACGGUCCGUUCUGUACAAAAGAGCUUCCAACUGGUCCACCACUAUUCAAAGGACAUGGGUAUUUAAUUCUUAGCAAACUGUCUUCCCUUACUAAAAGAGAAGGUAACGACGAGGCGACCAUGGAUAACGAAACACAAUUCAUAAGUUUAAACUUUUCAACGGUACAUGACAACGGAUUGUUAAUUUGGACAUCACAGGAAGAGUGGUACAUGGGUUUAGGAAUAAUUAAUGGAUCAUUGACAGUAACAUUUGCGCAGAAUUAUAAAAGACCCAAUAAACUGACAGCACCGAAAUCUAACAUAACCAAUAGUGAAUGGCAUACGGUGAGGUUGAAUGUCACAAAAUCAGAUAUAACAUUAGAAUUAGAUGAUUGGAUAUCAGAUCCAUAUCACCACAAUAUAGAUUCGUUCAAUUUGAAUGAUAACAUAAUUUAUCUAGGAGGAGUUCCAGAAGAGAAAUUCUUCUUAAAUGAUAGACAAGAGUUAUUUAAAAGCAAUUUUCGAGGAUGCAUCGAACAACUGACUGUUCAAGAAAAUGUUAUAACUGAUUUCAAACACUAUGAGAGCGUAAAUGUAGAUGUGUGUGAUACAUGGUGAAAUAAUGUCAGUUACAUAAAUGUGAGCAAAAUAAUCAACUCCAAAGAAUUCAAUUUCAAUCAGUCAAUCAAUAUACUUAUGUUUAUUAUUAA